This is a messenger RNA of Nasonia vitripennis (jewel wasp), 2367 nucleotides long. RefSeq names its product alpha-N-acetylgalactosaminidase. Gene Ontology annotation, biological process: glycosylceramide catabolic process; oligosaccharide metabolic process; glycoside catabolic process. The transcript is spliced from 7 exons. The record is from RefSeq and is a predicted model, not a curated record. Gene Ontology annotation, molecular function: alpha-galactosidase activity. Gene Ontology annotation, cellular component: cytoplasm. NCBI's taxonomy places the organism in Eukaryota, Metazoa, Arthropoda, Insecta, Hymenoptera, Pteromalidae. Bases 932 to 2248 code for a protein of 438 amino acids.
GGCAGGCGACGACGAGAGCCGAGUAGACGCGAAGGGAGCGGGUCCCUGGGAACAAGGAGAUCGCGAACAAAGCGCGACAGGCACAAAGAGGCGCUGAGAGGGCCGCCCACACCCAGGAUCAUGACUCCACUCGGCGGUGGGCGUAAUUAUCCCGUAAACGGAGCCACGCUGGCGCACACACGUGCAGUAGCCGUGUGUGUCCGUGUGCAUAGAAGUCGAAAGGAACUGGCAUUACUGCUUAUCUCAGUUCUCGCUGCUGCGCUGCUGCGAUGGCGAUGGCGCUCCCCCCAGUCCCCAGUACCCGACGACGACGCACACACGAAUACACAAUGGAAGGCCGGUGCGUCUGUGUUGGUUAGAGCCGCGAUCGUGAGGCUCGUGGUAAAAAUGAAAUGGGGCAUUGGGUGAAAGUACUUCUCGCCAGCGCGCUCGCCGCCGCCGCCGCCGCCGCCGCCGAGCAGCGAGGUCUUAUAUCAGAUCAGUCUUGUUCUCGGGAGCGCUGAGCGAGGACUGUAUAUACCUGCAUUCUAGUAAUAUGCUUCUCCGCGAACGAGUAUAAUUCUGCGCGUGAAUCCGUACCUCCUUCCUCUGCCACCGCCGCUCUACGCCUGCUGCACAUCUCGACAACACGAAAGCCGUAUAUAUAUAUAUACAGGCGUAUGUGUGCGCGCGCGCGCGCCUAAUGACGCGACGACUGCAUCUGCAUCGUGUGUCCAGUGCAUCAUUCGUCGUCCGUCGUUCGAGCGCCACGCUUAGAUCGAGAGCCAUGCAGAGUAGUAUAAGCGGGCCGGCGAGUAGUGCUGCAACGUUCCCCUGAGCGCGCUCUCGACAAGCGAUAGGACAACAACAACAGAACUUCGAUUGUUAACGCGCGACUUUUGUCUGCUCUGCACUGCCCCUCGCUGCACAGGUGUCCGCAAUCGUCUGCAUCAUGAGGAGCUGGAGCGUAGUGGCCCUGCUGCUGGUCGCGGCCCUCGGAUGGUCGUCGGCGCUAGAGAACGGACUGGCCAGGACGCCGCCGAUGGGAUGGCUCGCCUGGGAGAGAUUCCGCUGCAACACCGACUGCAAGAACGACCCGGAUAACUGCAUAAGUGACCGGCUCUUCAGGACAAUGGCCGACAUUGUUGUCAAUGAAGGAUAUGCAGCAGUAGGAUACGAAUAUAUCAAUGUUGAUGACUGCUGGCUGGAGAAAGAGCGCGACAUCAAUGGCAAUCUUGUACCCGAUAGAGAACGAUUCCCUUACGGAAUGAAGAGCUUGUCCAAUUACGUUCAUUCCAAGGGACUGAAGUUUGGUAUUUACGAGGACUAUGGUAACUACACUUGUGCAGGAUAUCCAGGUGUCAUUGGGUACAUGGAGAAUGAUGCUGCUCAAUUCGCGGCAUGGGACGUAGACUACGUAAAACUUGAUGGCUGUUAUGCUCACCCUAGUGAGAUGGACCAAGGUUACCCAGAAUUUGGCUUCCACAUGAACCAAACUGGAAGACAGAUGAUCUACUCCUGCAGUUGGCCAGUGUACCAAAUUUAUGCCGGCAUGCAGCCCAACUUCACUGCAAUCAUUCAGCACUGUAACUUGUGGAGGAACUUCGACGACAUCCAGGACUCGUGGGCCAGUGUCGAGACUAUUAUAGAUUACUACGGCAACAAUCAAGACGCGAUUGUGCCCAACGCUGGGCCAGGUCACUGGAACGACCCAGACAUGCUGAUCGUCGGCAACUUCGGCUUGAGCUAUGAACAGAGCAAGACGCAGAUGGCUAUCUGGGCUAUCCUCGCGGCGCCCCUCCUGAUGUCCGUCGACCUCAGGACGAUUCGACCAGAGUACAAAGCUAUCUUACAGAAUAAGAAGAUUAUCGACGUUGACCAGGAUCCUCUUGGAAUUCAAGGUCGCCGAAUUUAUAAGCAUAAGGGCAUUGAAAUCUGGGCCAGGCCCAUCACUCCUGUUUACCAAAACUACUACUCGUACGCCAUCGCCUUCCUGAACAGGAGAACGGACGGCACACCCUCUGAUGUAUCCGUCACACUCAAGGAACUGGGUCUGCAGUACCCUGGUGGAUACAGAGUAGAGGACUUGUACGAGGACGUCGACUAUGGCGUACUCACCCCCCAAACUAAGAUUAAGGUCAAAGUAAACCCGUCCGGAGUUGUCAUCCUGCGCUGUGAUCUGCAAACUGACGAUGUCUAUGCCUCGAACCAGUAUUCGGCAUACUCGCCACUUGACCAAGUGUUCAAAGUCAGACCCAACUCUUUUUAAGUGAUUUUGUAAAUUAUUUUUUAACAAAUUAAAUUCUCUUUUAUAACGAACUGUUUAUAAAACGCGUGUCCAUAAUUUGUUAAGGCUGUAAAAAAUAAACUAUUUGACAUAAAACGAAA